Molecule: messenger RNA, 357 nt
Organism: Fragaria vesca subsp. vesca
Lineage: Eukaryota; Viridiplantae; Streptophyta; Magnoliopsida; Rosales; Rosaceae
Product: heat shock 70 kDa protein-like
Exons: 1
Coding region: 1-357 (118 amino acids)
Biological process (GO): protein folding
Cellular component (GO): cytosol; nucleus
Molecular function (GO): ATP binding; ATP-dependent protein folding chaperone
Source: RefSeq, a predicted model, not a curated record
AUGACCAUCUCGAAGUUGCAACAACUUGCAGAAGAUGAUCUAGGUUGCCUUGUCAAGGAGAUAGUGAUCACUGUGCCUUCAUUCUUCACCAAUCUUCAGAGAAAAUCGAUGAUUGAUGCCGAUACUAUAACCGGUCUUGAUGUGCUCCAAAUCCUAAAUGAGGGAUCCGCAUUGGCUAUACACUAUGCGGUAGAGAAACAAGUGUCCAGGAAGAAAAGAAUAUUGAUUUUGGACAUUAGUGCAGAGACAGUUGAUGUAUCUAUUUGUAUGUUGGAGAAAGGACUGUGUGAAGUGGUGGCUACUGUAGGAGAUACAUCUCUAGGAGGUGUGGAUUUUGACAACAAGAUUCUAGAAUAA